CUGUCUCGUCCCCUCCACCUCCAACCACAGCUCGCUCAAUCGUAGCUGGCAUGCAACCAUGGGCUCCAUAGCUAUUCCAGAGCCCGCCAUGUCGGAGACGUCAUCUUCGCCCUCUGAUACCAUCGACGUGCAAGCACAUGCUCCUCCGCAGUCCUCGUCCAACAAGCGCACCUCCACCGAUGCCGGACUCAAGCCCAAUGGCAUGCGACCGAACAAGAGCGUCAAGAGAAGAGCUUCCAAGGCUUGUCAGUGCUGUCGCUCGCGCAAAGUCCGUUGCAAUGUCGUCGAACACGGUCCGCCUUGUACCAAUUGCCGCCUCGACGAGGUCGAAUGCAUUGUUUCGGAGAGCAAGCGCAAGAAGAAAUGGACGUCGAACGACUUGGGAGCUUCGCCGCAGCUCGGCAAGGGAGGUUUGCCAUUCAACAAGCCUUCCGUGUUUCCCAUGUCUGCGGCACCACCGUAUGCGCCAAUGCGGAAGGAAUCCGUUUCUGAACAUGUCCCACAUGCCUUGUAUCAAGAUCUCGGGCGAAGCAUGUCCAUGUCUUCAGAUCACCCCAGGCCAAAUCUUUACGCGUCAGAUAUGAUGAUGAACCUACAGCGACUGACUCACAAACCCUCCAUGUCGAGCCCAGCUGCCGUGAUGCCUCACUUCAAUCUACCACAGCAGCCAUCCUACAGCCUGCCGAAUUAUAUCAAACCGCUACCCUCGAAACUUGAUACGGAGGAUAUUUUGUACUUGGAGAAGAAGGGAGCUUUGACGAUACCAAGUCAGCAACUGCGCGAUGAGUUGCUCCGGAGCUACGUGGAGUUCAUACAUCCUUUCAUGCCGUUGCUCAAUAUCCACGAUCUGGUAGCGACGAUCGAUAGGAACGAUGGCAAUUCACCGAUCAGCCUGUUACUCUUCCAGGCUAUGAUGUUCUGCGCGGUUGCGUCAGUGGACAUACGAUUCCUCAAGGCUGCGGGUUAUGCAACCAGGAGAGAUGCCCGCCGAGCUUUCUUCACAAAAACGAGGACCCUCUACGAUUUCGAUAUCGAAGUCGAUCGCAUAUGUUUGAUCCAAUCACUCCUGCUUAUGACAUACUGGUAUGAGACGCCAGAUGACCAAAAGGACAGCCACCACUGGAUGGGGAUCGCAGUCUCGCUAUCGCACACUAUCGGACUCCAUCGAAAUCCAGAAAAAUCAGCUGCUAUGGAUCCUGCGAGGAAGAAACUGUGGAAACGAAUCUGGUGGUCGACCUACAUGCGUGAUCGACUGGUUGCACUGGGCAUGCGUCGGCCAACUCGCAUCAAAAAUGCGGAUUUCGAUGUUCCGAUGCUGGAGCUCAGCGAUUUCGAAUGUGCUGUGCUUCCCGAAGGACCAUCGUGUAUUCCUGCAGGCUGCAAAUUGCUCCGAGAUCUGGACAUGCAAAGGCAGCUGAACAUCAUGUGCAUUCAGAACGCGAAGCUUUGCAUCUGCAUGAGCCACGUUCUUAGUGUGCAAUAUUCAGUCUUGAACAGCAAUCAUGGCGUCGUUUCUGACGAGGGCAACACAGUGACCACGGUCCGCCUCGUUGCGAAAAAGCGCGAUCCUGAGCAGACGGAGGUACAGACAUGCAAUGCGGAGCUGGAGCAGUGGAAGUCCGAGCUUCCCGAUGAAGCACAAUACGCGAUUCCCACAUGGACAGAUGUCGAUUCUGGCAGGGACUCGCUCGUACUCAAUCGCAGCCUGCUGCAUAUGAUCUACUUUGCGACAUUGUCCGCUUUGCAUCGACCCCAGGUCCUGCCAUCUACAGCUCUGCCCCCACGACAGCAGCAGACGGAACAGCUCGAUCAUUCUCGUAAAGCUGUGCGGCUCGCUGCGAGCGAAAUUACGAGCAUUGCCUAUCGCCUCUACGAUCUCGACAUGGUGCGGUAUUUACCCACCUCGGGAAUCACAGUCCUCCUUCCGGCGAUAAUCAUCCAUCUUCUCGAUAUUAAAGCUCCAGACGAGGUAACCAGGAGAACCAGCCUCCAAGGUUUCUGUCAAUGCAUGCAAAUCAUGAGCAGACUUCGCGACAUCUAUGCAGCUGCAGACUACAGUACCGCCUUCCUCGAAGCCGCAAUUCGCAAAGCGGAAAUCAGUCUUCCUCAGAAAACCGAUGAAGUUCGCGAACGACGAGUCAUCACAUCUGCUCAAGAUCUACUGGGAGUUGGCAAGAGAUUGGGUGUAAUGCCAGCAGAUGAACGUCCAGCCAUCGAGCGAUCCGGCAGCGGCGCAAUCACACCACCACCAGAUUCCGCCAAUGGAAUCAGUGAUAGCAGCAACCGCGAUAACCGACUGCUGAAUCUCUCGAACAUGGGCCCUGCAUCCGCAUCUAUGACAGACGACGACAUCGCCCGCAAACUGAACAACUACCUAGCAUCCACACCUCCAGGAAGCGACGGCCACGCCACCCAACACGAAUCCGGCAUGGGCGAACACGAUGAAAACAGCGGAGCACCAAAUUUCCCAGGCCUAAUCAACAUGGCACCCGAAUUCGAGCCAGACUUCGACAGCCUGAUCAAUCUCGAUGCCGCCGGUGACGUCUGGGGUCUCGAUGAGGGCGCAUACGCAGCCAUGUCCGGCGAAAGCGGAGGUUUCAUGGAUGAAGCCUGGUUACAUGCAAUGAAAGAAACUGCAGGACUCAGUCCUCCGAAAGAUACGCCUAUGACUGGUGUUAUGGGUGUUACUGCGAUGAAUGAAUUGGGGCAAGAUGUCAGUUUGAGUAAGGAUAUUAGUUUUUCGAGAGAGGGGGAUAUUAAGGCUUUGACGGUUAGUGCUUGAGGCGUGAGAAUGACAUGAUCUCCAGAGGAUAUGAGUUAAGUGGAUGACCAAGAUACUUGAGGGCUUAUGAAUGGUUAUGAUGAGUCCUGGGCGGCAUAUAACAGAGACGGCUGAAAUUGAUGCAGAGAUGGGAAAUAUCAUGACCGAUGUAAAAAUGUAAGAUGUGUGAUGUUUGAAUACCAAAAUGUGGAAUCGCG
This is a messenger RNA of Cercospora beticola, 2979 nucleotides long. RefSeq lists its product as uncharacterized. Gene Ontology annotation, molecular function: DNA binding; DNA-binding transcription factor activity, RNA polymerase II-specific; zinc ion binding. The record is from RefSeq and is a predicted model, not a curated record. Gene Ontology annotation, biological process: regulation of DNA-templated transcription; DNA-templated transcription. NCBI's taxonomy places the organism in Eukaryota, Fungi, Ascomycota, Dothideomycetes, Mycosphaerellales, Mycosphaerellaceae.